UCUGACCUUGGCCUGCCAAGGCUGUGAGGGCUGGGCCUUCCGAGGAUACCGGCCCUAGGAAGCACGGGCUGAGGGCUGAGGACGCACUAGGGGGCAGGGGUAAAGACCUCGCCACAGGAACCGGAGCGGUGGGGACGCCAAGUCAGCAAGUGAACGCUCUCCAAUUCCAUCCCGCCUGCGGACCGCGUGACGAGCAGCGGCCAAUCGGAGGCAAAAGCGGGUUGUUCCAAAAAAAAAAAAAAAAAAAAAAAACACCCACCCAGUCGCUUCCUGCUUCCGCCUCGGCUCCUCUUCCUGCCGGCAUCCGGGAUCCCUACGUCCCGCGUCCCCCGAGCACCCGGAGCUUACGCGCCCAGCGCUACCGAAAUCCAGAGUCCUGCGCCCUGGAGUCCCUGUGCCCCGGAGCCCGAGCACCCGGGAGUCCCAAGCCUCGCGUCCCGGAGUGCCCGCGCCUGCGCCACCGCACCCGGAUACCCAGCGUCUCCGCGAGCUCCCGAGUCUCCCUGCCGCCGCCCCGCGGACAGUACCGCCUUCCUCCCCUCGGUCCGCACCAUGGCCGCCCCCGACCUGUCCACCAACCUCCAGGAGGAGGCCACCUGCGCCAUCUGCCUCGACUACUUCACGGAUCCGGUGAUGACUGACUGCGGCCACAACUUCUGCCGCGAGUGCAUCCGGCGCUGCUGGGGCCAGCCCGAGGGCCCGUACGCGUGUCCCGAGUGCCGCGAGCUGUCCCCGCAGAGGAACCUGCGGCCCAACCGCCCGCUUGCCAAGAUGGCCGAGAUGGCGCGGCGCCUGCACCCGCCGUCGCCGGUCCCGCAAGGCGUGUGUCCCGCGCACCGCGAGCCACUGGCCGCCUUCUGUGGGGACGAGCUGCGCCUCCUGUGCGCGGCCUGCGAGCGGUCAGGGGAGCACUGGGCGCAUCGCGUGCGGCCGCUGCAGGACGCGGCCGAAGACCUCAAGGCGAAGCUGGAGAAGUCACUGGAGCAUCUCCGGAAGCAGAUGCAGGAUGCGUUGCUCUUCCAAGCCCAGGCGGAUGAGACCUGCAUCUUGUGGCAGAUGGUGGAGAGCCAGCGGCAGAACGUGCUGGGUGAGUUCGAACGUCUUCGCCGUUUGCUGGCAGAGGAGGAGCAGCAGCUGCUGCAGAGGCUGGAGGAGGAGGAGCUGGAGGUGCUGCCCCGGCUGCGGGAGGGUGCAGCCCGCCUAGGCCAGCAGACCGCCCACCUAGCUGAGCUCAUCGCCGAGCUUGAGGGCCGCUGCCAGCUGCCUGCGCUGGGGCUGCUUCAGGACAUCAAGGACGCCCUGCGCAGGGUCCAGGAUGUGAAGCUGCAGCCCCCAGAAGUUGUGCCCAUGGAGCUGAGGACCGUGUGCAGGGUCCCGGGACUGGUGGAGACACUGCGGAGGUUUCGAGGGGAUGUGACCUUGGACCCGGAUACCGCCAACCCUGAGCUGAUCCUGUCUGAAGACAGGCGGAGCGUGCAGCGGGGGGACCUGCGGCAGGCCCUGCCGGACAGCCCGGAGCGCUUUGACCCCGGCCCCUGCGUGUUGGGCCAGGAGCGUUUCACCUCAGGCCGCCACUACUGGGAGGUGGAGGUUGGGGACCGCACCAGCUGGGCCCUGGGGGUAUGCAGGGAGAAUGUGAACAGGAAGGAGAAGGGCGAACUGUCCGCGGGCAACGGCUUCUGGAUCCUGGUCUUCCUGGGGAGCUAUUACAAUUCCUCUGAACGGGCCUUGGCUCCCCUCCGGGACCCACCCAGGCGUGUGGGGAUCUUUCUGGACUACGAGGCCAGACAUCUCUCAUUCUACAGCGCCACCGAUGGGUCGCUGCUAUUCAUCUUCCCUGAGAUCCCCUUCUCCGGGACGCUGCGGCCCCUAUUCUCGCCCCUGUCCAGCAGCCCAACCCCAAUGACUAUCUGCCGGCCGAAAGGUGGGUCUGGGGACAUCCUGGCUCCCCAGUGACUCGGGCCUUCCUGGAGGAGUCCUGUUGCCUCUCCUGCCCCUCCAGGCCACUGAGUGUUUUGUCCACUUGGAGGACCUGGGAGGAGGGAGUGUGUCCUUUGAGCAAGAGGAGGAACUCCUAGUGCCUUUCUGAGCCUGCGUGGGAGAAGCCCAAUUCUAGCACUCCAGGAAACUGCGGGAGGGUAUGGGGCAGGCUCUGUCCUCCUUGGGAGACCCCUCCAGCCACCGGGUGCUGCUUAAUGCCAACAGCCCUUACCAAAGCUGGGAGCCCCAUCGCCCCAGCAGCUCUGACCUGUGGUUCCAGAAGCCAAGAAAGCUCCACUGGGGCUUGCAGAAUCCAGGGUCCGCCUAAGCUGCACAGUUCCUGCAGCUUUGCCAGCCCCCAAAACUACUGUGCACCCCACCUCUGAAGAUGCCGGGGGAGGCAGCCAGGAUGGGAGCCAACCCCAUGCCUGUCUGUGACCCCAUAGUGGGUGAGAGCCUGUCACAGUCCAGGGUGUGGCCGCUCUGGAAGAAUUAGGAGGCAGCCAUCAUAAGAGUCUUCAGAUGAUGGGAGGGGCCAGGGAGGACAGGAACCGAGAGUAGAUGUCCCAGAAUAAAGAGGCUUCUGGGAGGUGCCCGGGUACAGAUGUCUGUUCAGCAGGUGUGUGGGCCUAGAGGAGACAGCACAGCCCAGAAAUGUCUUCUGCAGGCCCACGUUGUGACUUGAAGCUUUCAUGGGCAUGUCGCCAUUGGGUUUUGCCCUUGCAAAGACUUCCUAGGUCUUCAAUGGCCCCUCUGGACGCAGGGUCCCAGCUGCUGCUUGGGGAUGUGCACUGCUGGCCACCAGCCUUGCAGUCUCCCUACCCUGGGGACGAGCAGUGGCUGCCCAGAGCCCAGGGCAUAUAGCAGAAGACAGGAGUUGAUUUUUGUGUUGGGUUUGGGGUUUCUUUGUCCUCAAGGUACUGUUCUGCUUCUCUUUACCCCUCUGCUUUAUUUAUUGUAAGCAUUCCCACGUUAAAUAAACUUUGGCUGUUGUCUACAAGU
This is a messenger RNA of Chlorocebus sabaeus (green monkey), 2982 nucleotides long. It is a transcript of the gene TRIM11, whose product is annotated as tripartite motif containing 11. Gene Ontology annotation, molecular function: zinc ion binding; protein binding. Lineage: Eukaryota; Metazoa; Chordata; Mammalia; Primates; Cercopithecidae. The record is from RefSeq and is a predicted model, not a curated record.